This is a messenger RNA of Anguilla anguilla (European eel), 3449 nucleotides long. RefSeq lists its product as uncharacterized. The record is from RefSeq and is a predicted model, not a curated record. The transcript is spliced from 3 exons. NCBI's taxonomy places the organism in Eukaryota, Metazoa, Chordata, Actinopteri, Anguilliformes, Anguillidae. Gene Ontology annotation, molecular function: GTP binding. Bases 313 to 1857 code for a protein of 514 amino acids.
CAAUAGGCGUGAGAGAAUGCCAGUGCUAUUACUUUAUGCUUUAAAACCGUUUGCAGUUGGUUAAAAAAACACCAGCAUGUGUGAUUAUGGCCAAUUAGAAGACAUUCCUUUACACCAGGGUGGAAAAACAUCCCACCCUGCUUAGUCUAUAAAAGUUAAGAGGCACAGGAAGACACACCUCUUAGAACUGACAAACACAGGUACAAAGAAGGUCCCUCUCGUGCACAUGCAUGUGUGUUUCCUGGUCGGGAAACAUUCCACAUUUGUUUUCUUUCUGUGAUUAUAAGAGGACUAGUACCUGAGAAUUCAACAAUGGCACAAUCUCACACAAGUUGCACUACAACAAGAGAAGAAGCUACGUCAAACUUGUCAAAUGUAAUUAAGAACAGCAAACUGAUUGUAACAAACCCCAUACAAAUAUACCUGCUGAACACAGUCCAGGAAGAUCUGGAUGAAGAUGGAGAUAUGGUCAGGAGAUACACAUUUGGACAAAAUGACCCUCAAAAAAGGAACAGGACAAUCCUGAUGGUAGGAGAAACAGGAACAGGAAAGUCUUCACUCAUCAAUAUGAUGGUCAACUACAUGCUGGGGGUAAAGUGGGAAGACAAGAUCAGGUUUGAAAUCAUCCCGGUUGAAGGUGAAAGUGACCAAACUGAAUCUCAGACCACUGUGAUUACUGCCUAUGAGAUUUUUGGGCUGGAGGAACUGUCUGUUCCUUUUUCCCUCACAGUCAUUGAUACACCAGGAUAUGGAGACACAAGAGGUCUGGAUAAAGAUAAAAACAUUGCUCAGAAUCUGUACAAAUUAUUGAAAUCUGUAAAUGGUGUUCAACAAAUAGAUGCAGUUUGCCUUGUGGUAAAGGCAUCUGAAAAUCGCCUCAGUCCCAGCCAGAAGUACAUCUUUGAUGCCAUCCUGUCCAUCUUUGGGAAGAACAUGGAGAAAAACCUCCUGACUCUCAUCACCUUCUCAGACUGGAUACCACCUCCAGCUCUUAAUGCAGUUGUUAAGUCUGGCGUACCUUUCCGCAGAGACGAAGAUAAUGAACUUGUUCACUUCCUGUUCAACAACAACCUUUGUCUUCAGAAUUAUCAGAAGAAAUAUGAAAAAUCAUUAAAAUUCAACUGGGAUAGCGGAAUUGAGAGCAUGAGGGAGUUCUUCCAGACUUUGGAUGGAAUGGAAACUCAAAGCUUGAGGAUAACUGAAAAUGUCUUGAGAGAACACCAAAGACUGGAAGCUUGUAUCCAGAGCUUGGAUGAGCAGAUCGAGGUGAGGCACAUGAAGCAGAAGGCACUUGAGGACCAACAGAAAAUUCUGGAAGAGCACAAAAUGGACAUGAGGAAAAAUAACAACUUUACAUAUAAAUACAAUGUAGUCGUCAUUAAGAAGGUCCCAAUUAAGAACAAAGCAACUUGCUGCACCGUGUGUGAGGUAAACUGCCACUAUCCAGGAUGCUGGUGGGUAAAGGACCUACGAUGGUGUUCUGUGAUGGAGGACAACCAAUGUACCGCCUGUCCCGGAAAAUGCAGCUACACGGACCACAAAAAAGGCAAUGAAAUAUAUGAGGCAGUAAAAGAAGAAAAAACUGGAACUUUUGAGGACCUGAAAAAAGAUACUGAAGGCAGAAUACUCUCAGCAAAGGAAGUGAUGUCCAAAAUUCAGCAAGAAGUGAAGGACGGUGAGGCUGAAAUGAGCAAACUGAUCGAGAGGUCUUUCCAGUCCAUUCUCAAGCUUAGACAGCAUGCUCUGAAGUUUAAUUCAGAUUCUACUGUUAAGAGUAUUCUCAGCCUGAUUGAAAUUCUGAAGGAGAACAAAGACAUGGAGAAGGUGGAAAAACUGCAGGAGAUGCUGGAGAUGUGAGGAGAUUAACAGACACGGGGAAGACGUGUGCUAAGUUGCAUGCGCUUCUGCCUUUCAGAGUUGUAUGGUCAGAAUUAUAUGGUUGAGCAAACAAAGUAAACAAAGGUAUAUUCAGUCAGGAUUAUAACUUUACUUAUGUCUACCUCUAGUGGUGGAACCUAUUGUCUCCAUAGAAACUGCUGAAGAGACACUCCCAGGCUCAGCAGAACAAUAUAUGAGGUGUUCUGAGAAGUAAUCACAAUUAAAUCCAGAAAGCAAGUGUUUGACAAGAAGGAAAAUAUGACAGUAUGCUUGAGUGGUAAAAUACUACAACUUGUUUUAGUUUUUUAUAUUGGAUUGGUUUUAAGUUGAUUUUUAUUUACUAACUGGUGUGUUUUAUUAUUUAAAAAAUUGCAUCCAUGAACAGCUUUUUUAGAAGUUGAUUUAGUGUGUAAUGUAGUUUUGGAUUUGUGAAAUACAUGAAGCCCUGUACUCCAUUAACUCCAUAACUUUGUUUACUUUUUUUGAAAUCCAGUUCUCCUCUGUUUAUUGCUUUUAAGGCCAGUUCAGAUCAAAACUAUGAGGGCAGAUCAGACUAGAUUCGUUUUUUAACAUCAUAGAAAGGGUGUGAAGUUAAAUCAAUUUACUGUUUCCAUAGCAACCAGUUAAUUGGUUGACCGAUUCCGUCUCAUCUUCCAAUUCAGGACUCAAGAUUUGACCUGUAAACUUGUAACCUUCAGAGACCUCAAGUGGCCAUCAGCACGAAUUCUAAUAAAAAACUUGUCUAAGGCAAAUUACAUUUAUUCUGAAAACAUCCUGAAACCCUAUUGAUUUUCUGAUCUGAACUGGUUUGUGUAAUGGUCUUUUGUUUUCUAAUGUACUAUGGAGUGCUUAAUGUUUCCCCAGAUCCCAUAAUCCUGAUGUUGCAUGGGUAAUCAAGAAUUGCGUAGGCCCAGAUCCCUAGGUGGAGCUGUGUAUAGAUUACAAAAAACCUUUUGACAUGAACUGCUUUGGUGGGAGGGGGAAAAUAUAUAUGCUCUGCUUUAGCUAGUGAUAAAAACCAUUAUUUUCUCAAUGAAUAUAGUUAUGAAUAUAACCAAUCUUUUACUUAAUCCCUUUUUUUAGCCAUUUACUGUUUAAUUUGCUUACAUAGGACUGUACGUGAUGUAUAUUGCUGAAAUUGUGCAACAUGAGAAUACCUUUCUUCAUAUCUGGACAAUGAAUAACAGGACCAAUGGACCACGGGGAGGUUGAUGCAGCUGAUGUUCUGGAACCAGAAGAAUCAAACUGAAAACAACAGCCAAUGAGGAGUAUCAAAGUGAAUCUAAUUGUAAAAUGUAGAAGUGGAAACAAGGGGUUUGGGUGCCAUCUUGGUCACCCUCCUUUGGUAUAAUCUCACUGAUUCUAUCCUUUCUGAAGCUCUUCCCAUCUUCACUGUAGAUGUAACAUCCCUCUCAUUCUGACUGAUGUUCCAGUUAGAUCAGGGCUCCUACAAGAAGCACUGAACUUCACCUUGUGCUGAAAAUGUCAAAUGCACUAUGGUGUAAUGUUCUGCGUUUUGUGAAACCCAUAAGUUUGUGAAGAUCUAUGCAUGAAAUAAAGGGUUCAGAUAA